UCAUAUCUCUGAUUUCAAUUUCAAUUUCAAUUUCAAUUUCAAUAAACCCUAACCCUAAUCAAAAAUCAAUCACUCUUUCUCUUUCAAUGGCUAACAUUAACGUUCACGUUGAAACUGGUCAAGACAACAUUGCUCCCUCAAUGCAACCUCUCGCUCCUCCUAAAUCUGUUGACUCUCAAUCUGUUCUCAGAAGGUUGCAGUCUGAAUUGAUGGCUUUGAUGAUGAGUGGCGAUUCCGGUAUAUCCGCUUUUCCUGAAGAGGAUAAUAUUUUGUGCUGGAAAGGAACAAUCACAGGAAGUAAAGACACUGUUUUUGAGGGAACAGAAUACAAGUUAUCGCUUAUCUUUCCCAAUGAAUAUCCUUUUAAGGCCCCAAAGGUCAAAUUUGACACCACAUGCUUCCACCCUAAUGUAGAUAUGCAUGGCAAUAUUUGCUUGGAUAUUCUUCAGGAUAAAUGGUCAUCUGCUUAUGAUGUUAGAACGAUUCUUCUAUCAAUUCAAAGCCUGUUAGGAGAGCCAAACAUUAGCUCGCCGCUUAAUCAACAAGCCGCACAGCUUUGGAACAAUCAAGAAGAAUACAGGAAGAUGGUGGAGAAGUUAUACAAAUUUCCUGCUGCUUAAUUUUGAUCUCAGUGUUCACUGAUUUCACUAUGGAGAAUGUCUUGCUGUGAUCUGCUUAGUAAUAGAGGGGUUGAAUUUUUCAAGCCUGGUCCAUUGGACCUUUUCUUUUCUAUUUUCAAAUGGAGAUUUUGAAUUUUCUAUACAUGAUUGAUUGUAUUUGUAUUCUCUCGUUUGUUUACAAAUUAGUUAAAAAUGAAGUAUUUGUCGUAGAUUAUUUUGUUCAUUAAGCUUUGGGGGGAUACUUUGUACAAGAUUAUCAGAUUCAUCAAUCAAAUUUGUUUUGCUUUUAUUCUA
Messenger RNA from Trifolium pratense (red clover), 914 nucleotides. Its product is annotated as ubiquitin-conjugating enzyme E2 20-like. The coding region runs from base 87 to 620 and encodes 177 amino acids. The record is from RefSeq and is a predicted model, not a curated record. Lineage: Eukaryota; Viridiplantae; Streptophyta; Magnoliopsida; Fabales; Fabaceae. The transcript is spliced from 6 exons.